Messenger RNA from Penicilliopsis zonata CBS 506.65, 1005 nucleotides. RefSeq lists its product as hypothetical. Gene Ontology annotation, molecular function: oxoglutarate:malate antiporter activity. NCBI's taxonomy places the organism in Eukaryota, Fungi, Ascomycota, Eurotiomycetes, Eurotiales, Aspergillaceae. The transcript is spliced from 2 exons. Gene Ontology annotation, biological process: transmembrane transport. Bases 1 to 1005 code for a protein of 334 amino acids. The record is from RefSeq and is a predicted model, not a curated record.
AUGGCAUCCAAUACCGUGAAAGAAUCUGCUAGUAACGCCGCUGCGUCAGCCAGACAGGUCACCAGAAAUGCCUUUGAGAACCCGGCAAAGGCCAGAUCGGAUAUUUUGCACCACCCAUACACUCGCGCCGCCUUGCCCUUUGUCAACGGCGGUCUUGCAGGCAUGACGGCGACCGUCGUCAUCCAGCCCAUCGAUAUGAUCAAGGUGCGUCUGCAGCUCGCUGGCGAGGGCGUCCGCACCGGCCCGCGCCCCACGCCUUUGGGGGUCGCGCGCGACAUCAUCGCUUCUGGCAAGGUCCUAGACCUCUACACCGGUCUCUCGGCAGGUCUGCUGCGUCAAGCUGUCUACACCACCGCCCGUCUGGGAUUCUUCGACACUUUCAUGGGCGCCUUGCACAAGCGGGCCGCUGAGGCUAACCGUAACAUCACCUUCGCCGAGCGGGGAGCCGCCGGCCUGGCCGCCGGCGGCAUUGCGGCCAUGAUCGGCAACCCAGCCGAUCUGGCCCUCAUUCGUAUGCAGUCUGAUGGCUUGAAGCCGCCCGAGGCUCGCGCCAACUACCGCUCGGUCGUCGACGCCCUUACCCGCAUCUCCAAGGCAGAGGGCGUCGGUGCCCUGUGGGCCGGUGCCUCUCCGACCGUCGUGCGCGCCAUGGCCCUCAACUUUGGCCAGCUGGCCUUCUUCUCAGAGUCCAAGGCUCAGCUGAAAGCGCACACCACUCUUUCCUCCACCAACCAGACCUUUGUCGCCUCCGGCAUCGCCGGUUUCUUCGCCAGCUUCCUCUCCUUGCCCUUUGACUUUGUCAAGACCCGCCUCCAGAAACAACAACGCGAUCCCAAGACCGGCCAGCUACCCUACAAGGGUCUAUUUGAUUGUGCUCGCAAGGUCGCCCGCGAUGAGGGUUGGUUGAGGUUCUAUCGUGGGUUCGGCACUUAUUACGUCCGGAUCGCUCCCCAUGCCAUGGUGACCCUUAUCGUGGCCGAUUAUCUCAACUUUGUCUCCAAGUAA